AUGCUCGAAAAUAAAUUCCUGGAUGAUUCCGUGAAGAAGUUGCAGAGCUCAGACGAUGAAGAAAUUCUAAACGAUGGCAAGUUCAAGCGCCAGAAGACUCUGCGGCUGUACAUGAUCAUCGCGUGCCUGGUCGUGCUCAUUGGCGUCAUUGUCACCGCCGCAGCGGUGUACGCAAUCAAUCAAGACUAUAGAAACGCUGGACUGAAAAUCAUGGAUUCCGAAUGA
This is a messenger RNA of Cordyceps militaris CM01, 225 nucleotides long. RefSeq lists its product as uncharacterized. Lineage: Eukaryota; Fungi; Ascomycota; Sordariomycetes; Hypocreales; Cordycipitaceae. The transcript has a single exon. The coding region runs from base 1 to 225 and encodes 74 amino acids. The record is from RefSeq and is a predicted model, not a curated record.